AUGUGGCAAACUCUCAUACCAAUCCCAUUUCUGCUUCCCUACCUAUUCCAUCAAGCUUCCGCGCAUGGCGGUGCCUUGAACUACACAGUCGGAGACACAUGGUAUCCGGGCUAUGACCCAUAUGGCGACCAGACCAUGCAAGACGGCGCAGACUGGAUGGUACAACGCAAAUGGAUCACCAACGACCCCAUCUUCGAAACGACUAACGCCUCCCUGUCCUGCAAUACACCAGGCAAUCCCGCAAAAAGCUAUGUGCCGAUCACCGCUGGCCAAAAUAUCACCGCUGUUUACGCAUACUGGGUGCACACUGUUGGACCUAUGAUCGCCUGGCUCGCAUACUGCGCCAAUGACUCCAAUGACUGUAGGACGUUCAAUUCGUCCACGGCAUCUUGGUUCAAGAUUGGGCAGAAAGGGUUGCUUGAAGGCACGAUAGAAGAAGGCACGUGGUUCCAGAAGGCGUUUAGUAAAUGGGAUGGCAGUCCGAGUCUAUGGAGUGAAACGGUCCCAAGUAGCCUGAGACCAGGGAAGUACCUGGUUAGACAUGAGAUCAUCAGUUUGCAUAGUGCAAAUAAGCCGCAGUUCUAUCCCGAGUGCGCGCAUCUGGACAUCAAGGGCGAUGGGCAUGCAUUCCCGAGCAAGGAGUAUUUGGUGCAGAUCCCGGGUGUGUGGAGUAUGGACCAACCGGAGAUCAAUAUUGAUAUCUACAAACCGGAGGUUUCGAAGAAGACGGAGUAUAAAAUCCCCGGACCAGCAGUGUGGACAGGAUUGUCGUGAACGGUUCGAAUAUAGUUAGCCCUAUCAUCACAAGGCAGUUCCCUGCUCCCUUACAAGAACUGAAAAGCGAACGUCAUUUUCAUAUGCUUUGGGUCUACCUCUAGCUCAGCGCGGCGCUGUUCGGCCAUGCGCCUUUCCGUCCUCUAGUCUCGCAUCGUCAAAGUCACAUGCUAAUGAAUUGAAGUCGCACACACGGCCACUUGACUGUACUUGCCCAUCUGAGAUCUCUAUCUCCUCCAUCUUUAAAUAUUCUAGGAAUAUAUCCGCUCAGGAGACGCAUAGCUGGUUCGCGACACUUUCCUCGCGUUGUCGGGCAAGAGGAAGCGGGUCAGCAUGCAGUACUGUACUAGGAUGGCUCCUUGGACCGCCAUCAUAGAGAAUCUGUGCCGCAACAAGACCAGUUUGUCGGCACACCAUG
Cucurbitaria berberidis CBS 394.84 is the source of this 1192-nucleotide messenger RNA. RefSeq names its product lytic polysaccharide monooxygenase. The coding region runs from base 1 to 774 and encodes 257 amino acids. The transcript is spliced from 4 exons. The record is from RefSeq and is a predicted model, not a curated record. Lineage: Eukaryota; Fungi; Ascomycota; Dothideomycetes; Pleosporales; Cucurbitariaceae.